AUUGAAGAUUUCAGACACGAUUUUCAUUUUUUUUCCCUCUCUGUUCUUCCUUGUUCUUGUCUUUUCCAAUUAGGUUUUCGUUUUUCAUUUAUCAAAUGCUCUCUUUUCCCUUCGAUUUCAUGGUUUGAUUUCUUUAGCGGUUUUAUCUGGUAAGCAUUGCCUCGUUUUCAUGGCGCUUUUUUAUUAAUCCUGCGGCGGAUUUUUAACAGACGCAUUGAUUGUUGUUCUUCGUUGAUUUAGUUGACGAUUUUAUUGAAAUUCUCUUAGAGGUAGAUUUAGUAUGUUCUUUUGCACGAUUUUGUAAUUAAUUGUGCUGAAAGUUGAAAUCUCAUUUCCGUAAUUCGAUUCAGAAGCUUAAUUAUUGAUUUAGAGUCCAGGAAUCGGUAGCUGAGUAUCAAAUUUUUGAAUUACUUGCUCUGGUUAGUAUUACAUUAUUGGAUAAUGGACGACGGGGAGAUUGAUUUUUCGAAUCAAGAAGUGUUUUCGAACCCUAAUAUGGCGAUUCCAAGCAGUUGCUCAAUGGAUAGUUUCUUUGAUGAUCUUCUCAAAGACGUUCAUACUUGUACUCAUACUCAUACUUGCAUUCCACCGGGCCCUGAUUACUCUCAUACCCACACCUGUUUCCAUGUCCACACUAAAAUUCUCCCUGCCUCACCUGAAGAAGACAAGGUUGUUACUGAUGAUACUGCGGAAUCGACUGAAAAGAAGUCAAAGAAACGCCCGUUGGGCAACCAGGAAGCUGUUCGUAAGUAUCGUGAGAAGAAGAAGGCUAGGGCAGCCUCAUUAGAGGAUGAGGUUGUUAGAUUGAGGGCUUUGAAUCAGCAUUUGAUGAAGAGGUUGCAAGGGCAGGCAGCAUUGGAGGCUGAGAUUACUCGGCUCAAGUGUUUGCUUGUGGAUAUUAGGGGCAGAAUUGAAGGGGAGAUUGGUUCGUUUCCUUAUCAGAAAACUGGUAAUCCCAACCUGUCCAACACAAGCAACCCUGGUGCUUAUGUGAUGAACCCAUGUAAUAUGCAGUGUGAUGAUCAGGUUUACUGCCUUCAUCCUGAGGGUAAUGGAAGUAGAAGUGGUGAAGGUGCUGUGAUCAAUGGACAGAGUUUUGGUGCUUGUGGAUUCGAAAAUCUUCAGUGUUUGGCGAAUCAUGACUCGGGAUCAAAAGAGCUACUCGGGGACGGGAUGGGGAAUGCUGUUUCGAAUGAUACUUCUUCUGGAGUGACAAAGAGAAAAGGACGACGUAAAGAGACAUGGACCUGAUGAACUGAUUAGUCUAGUCAGACAUCAACGUCUUCAUCCAGUCAAUGCCUGCGGGGUGGUGCAUACCUCGAUCAAUAAGUGUAUUGUUGCGCAACUGCAACAUUUGAUUAUCAUCUUGUUAUCGAUCGCCUCUCGACCCAUCUGAAAUGGCGAAGCUUCUUCAUAUGGAACACUCCAGUUCCUAUACGCGUCUUUGGAUGUGGAGAAGCGAGAUGGAAUAGCUUAGCCAAGUUGUGUUAGUGAAAGUAGAGCAAAUUUGACUGGCCCCAAAUGGGGACUCGAACACCAUUUCGACUCAGCCUUUUCUUUCUCUAUGAAAACUAACAAAAGGCAGAGCACCCAACUGUAUUGGUUUUGUUCUCUAUUUGAUUUCAGUUUCUAAUGUGCAUUCUGAGAAUUAUUUUCUUUA
This is a messenger RNA of Cucurbita moschata (crookneck pumpkin), 1660 nucleotides long. RefSeq names its product basic leucine zipper 23-like. The transcript has 2 exons. The record is from RefSeq and is a predicted model, not a curated record. Gene Ontology annotation, molecular function: DNA-binding transcription factor activity, RNA polymerase II-specific; RNA polymerase II cis-regulatory region sequence-specific DNA binding. Gene Ontology annotation, biological process: regulation of transcription by RNA polymerase II; DNA-templated transcription. Lineage: Eukaryota; Viridiplantae; Streptophyta; Magnoliopsida; Cucurbitales; Cucurbitaceae. Bases 442 to 1251 code for a protein of 269 amino acids.